AUGGUGGGAAGAGAGAAGAAGGAGAUUCUUGGCUUCCAUGUCACAAAAAUCAAUAACUUCUCGCAAUGGAAUGAAAAUUUAUCACUGACUAUAUCAUGGUCAUCUGCAAACCCAGGUCGCAGAUUUUAUGGUUGUAAAUUGGGUCGAGAUCGCUGCAAAUAUUUCAGAUGGAAUGAUGAUGAAAUGCCUGACCAAACUAAGAGGGUUAUACGGGGUCUGUUGAAGAGAGUCGAAAGAACUGAGAAAAUAGUUGCUGUUGUAGUUNGUGGUGGUGGUGCUGUUUCUAUGGAUUUGGCUUUGGUGAUGCUGGUGGUUUGA
Messenger RNA from Nicotiana tabacum (common tobacco), 318 nucleotides. Lineage: Eukaryota; Viridiplantae; Streptophyta; Magnoliopsida; Solanales; Solanaceae. The record is from RefSeq and is a predicted model, not a curated record.